GCAGCCGUCGGUGUAAACAUGGAGGACGGCGAGGCGGAGGAUCGGACGCGGGUGUCGCUGGUGGUGCCGACGCCGCCGGGCCUCGACGCCCUCUACACCCUCUGCAGAAGGGUCUACCCUGACCAGCCCAACCCCCUGCAGGUCAACGCCCUCGUCAAGUACUGGCUCGGCGGUCCCGACCCCCUCGACUACAUCAGCAUGUACGCCAACAACGGCCAGGCCGACCAGGGAAUUCCUCCGCACUGGCACUACAUCACUUUUGGUCUGUCUGAUUUGCACGGCGACGGGCGGGUGCACGAGGUGGGUUUGGAGGGAGGGCUGAGCGGGUUUGGCUUUGAACUGACCUUCCGCCUGAGGAGGGAACCUGGCGAGACGGCGCCGCCGACCUGGCCCGCCGCCCUUCUCCAGUCCCUCGCCAAAUACGUCUUCCAGUCAGAAAACAUGUUAUGCGCGGGCGACCACGUGUCAUGGCACGCGGCCCUCGACGGCAGCGAGUCGCGCCUCCAGCACAUGCUGAUGGCGCCCGACCCGCAGCUCGGACAGCUCAGGGCGCCCACCGGCAUGGUCACCUUUGUUCAGGUGGUGGGGAUUUGUGCAGAGGAGCUGCGAGUGGCGCAGCAUUGGAACGGUCCGGGCGUCAUCGACAUCCUCCGGCGUUUGCCAGGAGCUGGCGGUCCGUGGCUGGUGACGGACAUGCGGCGCGGGGAAAGCAUGCUCGAGUUGGACGUUUCGGUGGCCGAGGAGGUCGCCAGGGGCAUCAACACCGACGGCUCCAACCUCAGCGGGGUCAGCGCCAGGUGCUCCUGGGCCGAAAACUCUAGCAUAAUUGACGACGGAGGAAGGGCGGAAAGGGCCACCCUGACCGAGGACGACAGCGAGCAGAUCAAGUCUGCCCUGAGGAAAGGGCUGCUGCAGUCCAGGGGGUGCAUCACCCCGAACAGGAACGAGCGCAACGAGGACCUAUCUUCGAGCUUUAAUGCUGAGGAGGGCAGUGAAAUGUCCGAACUUGGCCGGGUGAGGAAACUCAAGGCGCUGCACCUCACCUUCAACAGGGAGGCGGGUAGUUUGCUCCCCUUGGCAAUUAGGGGUCGGGUGUCGCACGGGCGCCACUUCACCUUCAAAAGCGUCUUCAGCGACUCGGCCAUCACUCUGGUGUCCCCUUUGGUGACCGGAAUCUUCGUCGACCUCGAGAACCCCUAUGCGGCUCACGGGGCGUGGCUCCAGAUGCUGUUGCCUCCCCACGUGGCCAUCGACAUGUCCGACAGCCUCGAACAACUCACCAACCCCGAACAUAUGGUGCUGCCGAAAACAUUCAGCUGGCCCGAACACAGACUGACCAUCACAAUUAUGCCUGAUUGAGGCAAAUCGCCUCCUAUUUUUAGCCUCGUCUUGCGGAAAAUUCCACUCUCAAUACUUAACGACGACCUUUCUUUCUUCCUCCCGAGAGAGGGUUUAAAGUGCAGCUACACGUUAAUUAAAACUUAAGUCGGCUCCUGAGCUGUGUGAUCACGUGCCUUAAUAUCACAACUUAAUUCUUCUUUGUAUCAUAUUUAUUGAACAAAACGACGACAACAAAUUUAUUUAUAUAUUAUAUCUGAGCCUUCGAUUAAAUAAAGUGUGUAAAAUAAAUUUUCCACCA
This is a messenger RNA of Neocloeon triangulifer, 1639 nucleotides long. RefSeq names its product suppressor of fused homolog (gene Su(fu)). Gene Ontology annotation, molecular function: transcription factor binding. The transcript has 10 exons. Bases 19 to 1359 code for a protein of 446 amino acids. The record is from RefSeq and is a predicted model, not a curated record. Lineage: Eukaryota; Metazoa; Arthropoda; Insecta; Ephemeroptera; Baetidae. Gene Ontology annotation, cellular component: cytoplasm; nucleus.